Molecule: messenger RNA, 2224 nt
Organism: Medicago truncatula (barrel medic)
Lineage: Eukaryota; Viridiplantae; Streptophyta; Magnoliopsida; Fabales; Fabaceae
Product: serine/threonine-protein kinase STY13
Exons: 6
Coding region: 821-1879 (352 amino acids)
Biological process (GO): signal transduction; protein phosphorylation
Cellular component (GO): cytoplasm
Molecular function (GO): protein kinase activity; ATP binding
Source: RefSeq, a predicted model, not a curated record
AACUAAACUAAAACACUAUACUUGUGAGAGAGACUAAAUUCCUUCCACCCUUUUACUUUAGCAAUGGCAGCAGCAACAUCACAGAAAGAAUUCAAUAAUCAACCAAUACGCGUUACACAGAUUAUUAAACUAUAUACUAUAAUCAAUAUCAUAAGAUAUCAUUUUUAUUUUUUAUUUUUAUUUCAAUUCAAUCAAUCUUCCACCACCUCCUUUUCUUCAUCUUUCAAUCUGAGCCCUUCAUUUUCUCAUCACUCUUUCAUUUUUUUCAACCUUAGCUAUCUCUUCUUCCACAUUUCUUCUGACAUAGCCUAUUAUUUUUUGUUUUUAUUUAAUUUAAUACUUAUUAUUAUUAUUAUUCUAAUUUUUGGGUUUGUUGUUAAGCACCUCUUAACAUGUGAAGUUUUAUUCUUUGCCCCCUAAAAAAAGGCAAAUUUUUAUUUCAUUCUCUUUUUUUAAUCAUCCAUAACCGUGAUUUUUGGGAUAAGUUUGUGUGUGUUUGUUUUGGGAAAGUUGCAUAAAGUUUAGGUUUUUUGUUUUUGUUUUCUUAGGUUAAUUAUAGUAUAGUACCACUUUGUUGCUGUCAUGUAACUAUGUUUCAGUUCAGUUAAGGUUGUUUUUUUUUUAUAAGGGUAUGUUUGGUUUUUGAUCAGUGUUUGUGAAAGUGUUGGUAAAUGGUAAAUGUUGCAAAAAGUUUAGUUUUUUUCUACUUUGAGUAAAAAAAAAGCUUUUUUUUAGAAGGGUAUGGUUGGUUUUUGGUGAGUGUUGAUUGAUCAUAUAUUGUUGAUAGAUAGGUGUUGUUUGGUUGAGAAAGAAAUUGAAAAUGGGAUCUGGUAAUGAAGUUCAUUCUGUUGGAGAGUUUAAUUUAGAUGCCAAAUGGCUUAUAGAUCCUAAGCAACUAUUUGUUGGUCCUAAAAUUGGUGAAGGUGCUCAUGCUAAAGUCUAUGAAGGAAAAUAUAAAAAUCAAACUAUUGCUGUAAAAAUUAUCAACAAGGGAGAAACUCCAGAAGAGAUUUCAAGGAGAGAGGCUCGGUUUGGCAGAGAGGUUGCUAUGUUGUCGAAAGUUCAACACAAAAAUUUAGUCAAGUUUAUUGGAGCCUGUAAAGAACCUGUGAUGGUUAUAGUAACUGAGCUUCUAUUAGGUGGAACAUUGCGUAAAUAUCUGUUGAGUAUGCGACCAAAGUGCUUGGAUAUGCGUGUGGCUGUUGGAUUUGCUCUUGAUAUCGCUCGAGCAAUGGAAUGCUUACACUCACAUGGGAUCAUUCACCGUGACCUUAAACCUGAUAACUUGAUCUUGACUGGAGAUCAUAGGACAGUUAAACUUGCUGAUUUCGGUCUAGCCAGAGAGGAGUCGUUAACAGAGAUGAUGACUGCUGAAACAGGAACAUAUCGUUGGAUGGCUCCAGAACUUUACAGCACUGUUACUCUAAGACAAGGUGAGAAGAAGCAUUACAAUCAUAAAGUGGAUGCCUACAGCUUUGCAAUUGUGUUGUGGGAGCUCAUCCAUAACAAAUUACCCUUUGAAGGCAUGUCUAAUCUACAAGCAGCAUAUGCAGCUGCUUUUAAGAAUACAAGGCCUAGUGCCGAAGAUCUUCCUGGGGAUUUAGCUAUGAUUGUAACAUCAUGUUGGAAAGAGGAUCCAAAUGAUAGGCCGAAUUUUAGUGAAAUCAUACAGAUGCUCCUUCGGUAUCUCUCUACCAUUUCGCCAUUAGAACCGGUUGUUCCAAUGCGGAUGGCUUCAUCUGAGAAUAUUGUAUUGCCACCAGAAUCUCCUGGUACAAGUGCAUUAAUGUUUCGACGAGACGACUCUGGAGAAACCCCGAAAGCCAAUGUGGAAGAAAGGUUCAAAGGGUAUUUCGUCUGCUUCAAUCAGUGUUAUUGAUGCCUAAAAAGAUCAUAAAUAGGAAAACAAAAUAAAACCAUAUUCACCAAUUGUAACAAACUAGAAACUCAAUAAGAAAAUGUUGACUAUUAGCAACUCAGAAGGCACCUUUAUUCUCAGCAGGAGUGGCAAGUUCUUUUAACAUUAUUAAGUUAACUUUUUUUUUUUACUUGAUGUAUAAGGAUGCUCGGAGAAUUUUGGGGUUUAGGUUGCUGAGAUGUAAAUAGUCCUGUAAAAUAAGGUUCAUCCAAAAGCCUUCACCUCUUGUUUAUAUGUGUGUGCCAUGGAUAAUAAAAAGGAAAAGAGGAAAUGUUCAUGGUGACAUCAUGAAACUUUGUAUCAUCA